UUUCAAUAUAAAAGCACUAAAGAUUCAAAUCGAUUUGACUCCGUAUGUACUUACAUUAUUUUGCAACAAGGAAGCAUGCUGUUUUUUUAUUUAUGUGUAUUACUUGUAACAAAAUGUAACUUAGCAUACGGUGUAGUAAAUAUAACGAGUAGGCCUGAAAAUACCGAUGGGAAUCAGUACAUAGAAAAGAUUAUAAAAAGAGAUAAUUCAUCGCAACUAGACAAAGGUUUAGAUCCAGUUAUCCAUAAGGAGAAUAGUACAGAUAAGAUUAUAACUUUAGAGCCGAAAGUCGAAAAUGCAAACUUUGAUCCAAAAGAUGAAAAUGCAAAUUUUGAUCCUAAAGACGAAAAUGCAAAUUUUGGACCUAAAGACGAAAAUGCAAAUUUUGAACCUAAAGACGAAAAUGCAAAUUUUGAACCUAAAGACGAAAAUGCAAACUUUGAUCCUAUACACGAAAAUGCAGCUUUAGGGCCGAAAGACGAAAUUGCAACUUUAGAGCAGAAAGAAGAAUAUGCACCUUCAAAACCGAAAGCCGGAAAUUUACGAAAGAAGAGAAGUGGAUGCCACUGUCCAUUGAACUAUUUGAAAGUACACACUUUUAUGACAGAAGAAAGAUUUCUGAAUGCUCUCCACAGAAUCGCUGGUCCAGAACCAAAGAACACAGCUUUUCCUUCACCUUGAUACAGGAAAGUAAUAUAUUUAAUUAAAUUAUGAUA
Molecule: messenger RNA, 716 nt
Organism: Aricia agestis (brown argus)
Lineage: Eukaryota; Metazoa; Arthropoda; Insecta; Lepidoptera; Lycaenidae
Exons: 2
Coding region: 76-681 (201 amino acids)
Source: RefSeq, a predicted model, not a curated record